Zingiber officinale is the source of this 1741-nucleotide messenger RNA. RefSeq lists its product as uncharacterized. The record is from RefSeq and is a predicted model, not a curated record. Gene Ontology annotation, molecular function: glycosyltransferase activity. The transcript is spliced from 7 exons. Lineage: Eukaryota; Viridiplantae; Streptophyta; Magnoliopsida; Zingiberales; Zingiberaceae. Bases 181 to 1602 code for a protein of 473 amino acids.
UUCCAUCGAUCCAGUCGGUGAGACAGCUGUUGCCCUUGAUCGGUAGCCGUGGAAACGGCUCCAAAUCGUCGCAGAUGUUGACAGCGCUGCUCUCGCCACCAGCGGCGGAGGGGGAGGAUGGCGAGAGGAAUCCCCACUGAAGGCUGAAGCGAUCUUCGUGCACCUUCCUUCCUCUUCGCGAUGGCGAAAACGACUGCCGGAUGGAUCCCUCACAGCAAGCGCGUCCUCCUCCUCUUUCUCCUCGUCGUCUCCGUUUCCACCGCCCUCGUUUUCCUCCUCCGCACUAACUCAGAUCCAUGUGAUUCCCUCCGGAAUGGACAGCCGGUGACUGUGGACCGGACACAGAUCCUGCGACAGUCAGAUGCCCGCGUCGGCGCCCGGAAGAACCCUCUCGGUUUCAUGAAGAGCAAACUCGUCCUUCUCGUCUCCCAUGAACUCUCUCUUUCGGGAGGACCGUUGCUGCUAAUGGAGUUGGCAUUUCUCUUGAGAAAUGUUGGUUCCCGUGUGGUAUGGAUUACUUACCCAAAAUAUGAAGAAAAGAAUGAAGUGACAUAUAGUCUGGAGCAUAAGAUGCUAACUCGGGGAGUACAGGUAUUUUCUGCAAGAGGACAAGAGGCCAUUGACACUGCGAUUAAAGCUGAUUUGGUUAUUUUGAACACUGCCGUUGCUGGAAAGUGGCUUGAUGGCAUUCUCAAGGAACAAAUUCCACAAGUUGUUCCAAAAAUCUUGUGGUGGAUACAUGAAAUGAGAGGACAUUAUUUCAAAUUAGAAUAUGUGAAGCAUCUUCCUUUUGUUGCCGGUGCUAUGAUCGACUCUCAAACAACAACUGAAUAUUGGAAAACUCGGACUCAUGACCGUUUAAAGAUUAAUAUGCCAGAGACCUAUGUUGUUCACCUAGGAAAUAGUAAAGAUUUGAUGGAGAUUGCUGAAGACAAUGUUGCAAAAAGAGUUCUUAGGGAGCAUAUACGUGAAUCUCUUGGAGUUCGGAGUGAAGAUCUUAUAUUUGCCAUAAUUAACAGCGUUUCCCGUGGGAAAGGACAAGAUCUAUUUCUUCGCUCAUUUUAUGAAAGCCUCCUAAUCAUCCGGGAGAAGAAGCUCCGAGUGCCAUCGAUGCAUGCAGUUAUAGUUGGAAGUGAUAUGAAUGUUCAGACAAAAUUUGAAACAGAACUCCGUGAGUUUGUUCAGAGUAAAGAUAUCGAGGGCCGUGUUCAUUUUGUUAACAAAACACUAACAGUUGCACCAUACUUGGCUGCAAUUGACGUGCUGGUUCAGAACUCUCAGGCCCGUGGAGAGUGCUUUGGGAGGAUAACCAUAGAAGCUAUGGCAUUUAAAUUGCCAGUAUUGGGUACGGCUGCAGGUGGAACCACAGAAAUUGUUGUGAAUGGAUCUACAGGUUUAUUACAUCCUGUCGGAAAGGAGGGCGUAAUCCCACUCGCUACGAACAUGGUAAAACUCGCCACGCAUGUUGAGCGAAGAUUGACAAUGGGAAGAAAAGGUUAUGAGAGGGUGCGCGAGAGAUUUAUGGAGCAUCACAUGGCAGAGAGGAUUGCGUCGGUUUUGAUUCAAGUGAUAAAAAAAUCAAAGGGUCGCUCUCGGACUUGAGAUGUCUUUGAGGUCAAAUGAAGCAACAAGAUUGUGAGAUGCCAUCCUCCCCCACUAUUUUCAAAAUGUAACCUUGUGCAUAUGCUUGACACCUCAGGGAAAUAAGAAGUUUUAACACACAAUGAUGAUGGUUCAUUCA